UUGUUUACUCCACUCCAGAGUGUGGACCGUGUGGACGUCCAAACUGACAGUGAAUUAUUGAUUUUGAAUAAUAUAUCUUCUGGUUUAUGGGGCGUUAGACAAGCAAUUGUUACAAUUUUAAAUUUCAACAGAUACUUUCAAUCGCGCAAUGCCUACGACAACAAGAACAGCACCAAAUAUCCUUAUAACAGGAACUCCUGGAGUAGGUAAAAGCACAAUGGCUCAGAAAUUAGCAGAAAGAACUGGUUUGACCUGGCGGGAUGUGAGUAAAUUAGCCAUUGAAAAUGGAUGUCUCGAAGAGUACGAUGAAGUAUACAAAUGUCCUGUGCUGGAUGAAGACAAACUGAUGGACAGCAUGGAGACGUACAUGGGAAAGGGUGGCAACAUCGUUGACUACCAUGGGGCUGAUUUUUUUCCAGAAAGAUGGUUUGAUAUUGUUUUUGUUCUUCGGACCAGCAAUACAAUUCUCUAUGAUCGACUCACAGCCAGAGGCUACCUGGGGAAGAAACUGGAGGACAAUAUUGAUUGUGAAAUAUUCCAGACAAUUUUAGACGAGGCAAAGUCAUCGUACAAAGAGGAAAUUGUUCAUGAAUUGCAGAGCAACACGCAACAGGAAAUUGAAGAUAAUGUUAAUAGGGUCUGUCAGUGGCUGGAGCAGUGGAAGAAAGAUAAUCAAUUCGUAUGAAUAAAGUUCUCUAAAGUAUUUAUUUA
Messenger RNA from Fopius arisanus, 711 nucleotides. It is a transcript of the gene Ak6, whose product is annotated as adenylate kinase isoenzyme 6. The transcript has 3 exons. Gene Ontology annotation, cellular component: cytoplasm; nucleus. Gene Ontology annotation, molecular function: ATP binding; ATP hydrolysis activity; AMP kinase activity. Lineage: Eukaryota; Metazoa; Arthropoda; Insecta; Hymenoptera; Braconidae. The coding region runs from base 149 to 685 and encodes 178 amino acids. The record is from RefSeq and is a predicted model, not a curated record.